UAUAGCCUGUUUCGUUCAUCUGUAACAAACAAACUGGCUCAUGGAAGUUUCUUGUUACAUAUCAACUGACCUGUCAUACAAACUAAUGUGAGUCGUUUAUUUAGCAUGUGAAUAGUUGUGUAUAUUCAACGAGGUCAUUUCUAUAAAAGGAUUUAUUAGUGUUGGAAUAAUAUACAAAAAAAUCCAUUGUUUAUCCAAAGAUGUCUUCGGAACUAGAACACCUUAAUGGCAAUGGCAAAAGAGAGAGUAAAGUGGAAGGUGUUACUUUGAACAAAUGGAGUAAUACAAAAGACGACAUGAGCUCAGUUACUGACCUGAACCGAGAGGAAACAGCCUGGAUUGAAUCCGAUAAAGAAAGUAUCAGCCACGACCGUGGUGAAUGGGCAAAUAAAUUCGAGUUCUUUUUGGCAAUAAUGGGCUAUACAGUGGGUAUAGGAAGCGUCUGGAGAUUUCCCAUAAUUUGCAGUCGCAAUGGCGGAGGUGCUUUUCUGAUCCCAUUUUUCUUUUUCCUGAUAACAUCCGGUGGACCCCUGUAUUACCUGGAAGUUUGUCUUGGACAAUUUACGGGACAAAGUGCUGGACUUGCAUUUGAAUAUUGUCCGUUAUUCAGAGGUACCGGCCUGGGCAUUUUGCAAGUGGUGAUAUCAUUUACUGUUUUAUGGUAUGUAAUAUCUAUACUGGCAUGGGUCCUAUAUUUCCUGUACAGUUCAUUCUGCCCCGAGCUGCCCUGGACCACAUGCAACAACUCCUGGAAUACAGAAAAUUGUACAGCCACCUUGAAAGUAUUAUCUGAAAGAAGAACAGUACAGGAUACCGUUUACACAAAUAUUUCACAAUUGAAUGAUACACUUAUCUCUAAUACGACGUAUAACCUGUCGAUGUCAACACAACCCAUCGAUUCUUCUUCGAGUUUCCAUGUAAACGGAUCAACUCUUAUAAAAUCGAGCUCAUCGGCAUAUGAGUUUUGGGAGUACAACGUUAUAGGACGAUCUCGUGGCCUUGAAGAUAUGGGAAGUCUACAACCGCACCUGGUGAUAUGUCUGUUUCUAGCCUGGGUAUUCUGUGUUGCUGCAGUCAUAAAAGGUGUCAAAACUCUGGGCAAGGUCGUGUACGUGACUGCUACAGCUCCAUACGUAUUUUUGACAAUAAUAUUUAUCAAAGCUUUAACAAUGGACGGCGCCAUUGACGGUAUCAAAGCCUUUACUGAACCUGAUUUCUCCAAACUUUUAACAACUCAGGUGUGGUUAGAAGCAGCAGUACAGGUGUUUUACUCACUAGGACCGACCUGGGGAGGCGUCAUCACCAUGUCAAGUUAUAACAGAUUUCAUCAAAAAUCAUUUUGGUCGUCUACAAUAUGUGUCGCAUUUGCCGGUUUCACAUCAUUCUAUAAUGGAAUGGUUGUGUUCGCUUUGCUUGGAUUUAUGGCAAAUUCAUCUGGUAUGACAGUCGAAGAAAUAGCGCAGCAAUCAGGUCCUGGCCUAGCGUUCGUAGCUUUUCCAACAGCACUCAGUUUGAUGCCGUUACCUCAACUGUGGUCCGUGUUAUUCUUCCUGAUGUUGAUUGCCGUUGUCUUUGACAGUCUCUUUGGUAUGUUGGAGACAGUCACUAGUGGAAUUAUAGACCAGUUUCCACACCAGCUGUUGAACAGACGGGUCCUUGUCAACAUUUUAACUGGAGUAUUUUUCUUUAUUACGGGACUUCCGUUAACAAUGAAUGGCGGAAUUUACAUCUUCCAGUUGGCAGACUGGUAUUUUUCAUCAUUUGCUUUGCUGAUUGGAUCUUUGUUCGAGUGUAUCUCAAUAUGCUGGAUCUAUGGAACAGAAAGGUUUGCCCGUGAUAUUUACAUAAUGACGGGACGCAAUGUUUCUGUGAUAUUACGUAUAAUGUGGACGAUCGUAAUACCUUUAUUUGUAACGAUUGCAUUUGUAGCACUGCUGACUCAAUAUUCAACACCCGCCUAUGGUGAUGGGUACAAGUACAGCUCCGGUGCCGUGGCUACCGGCAUUAUUGUUGGUUUGAUACCAAUCAUUGCAGUGGUCAUUGUAGGUAUUGUGUCUGUACUAAGACAGAAAGGGUCGACUUGGAAGCGUUUAAAAUGCAGUUUGAAGCCAAGUGAUGAAUGGGGACCGUAUCAAAGAGAAACAAAGGAAAAAUACAGAUUGAAACCUUAUAUUUACCCAACUUCUUGGUGGCAAAGUUUCGUCUUAAAUAUUAUAGGUACAAACGAUAAGCCUAGUCUUUGAGCAUUGCUCACUAGUGGUAGCGUGUUACGUUUUGGAAUUCGUCAAAAGCAGGAUUUUGGAGUCGACAGUAAAUUGGUAUAAGAACUGUCUGUCAGUCGAUUCUAUAAACAACCAUCCAUGUCUAACCCUUACCCUGCUAAAUUUAUAUAAUGAACUUGCCCAUAUUUCAAUUUGGACAGUACCAUUAACUGUUAAAAGGGGUUUUUUCCAAAAAAUAAUACUGAUUAAAUGAUGAUCAGACUGCACGGAUGUUCAGGCUGGUCAAGAUCUUCACUGGUCGCAAAGACCAAGCAUGAUAAGGGCUAAAGUGUUCGCAUUAUUCAGAUGUGUGCUCAAAUACAAUAGUUGAAUUCUAGGAUUCAAGGAUAUUUUUAGCUUUAUGGCAGUCAGUUUUGAAUUUUGCCAGUAUUUAUUGAACAUUAAAACUACCGUGAUUCGUUUUCUCCACUUGCGUUAUUUCAAUUUUUUUAACAAGUUUCAAAAAUGGUUAAGCAUUUUGAUUCAAGUGUUGUUGCAGGUGAUAUGUUUUCAAAUAUCCCAAUAAAAGAACUAUUGGGCUGUCAGAUCGGCUGGAGGAACGUCCUGAUGAAAACAGGGCGUCACUUUAUAAUUCCACUUUUCGAAACUGCAGGGUUAUAUAUACAUGUAUAUAUAUAUAUGCUUAAUAUCAUUGUGAACAAUUGUUAUGUUUUGACUAUAGAUUAUAUAUGAAACUCAAAACUCAUAAUAAACAGAAUUAUAUCACAUAUUACUUUUGCUUUUCUCAUUCUUAUUGUUACUAUACCAUAUUUAUAUAGCACCCUGUCUAAUGAUAAACAGGUUUAAAGAUGCAACGCAAUUCGCUCGAUCGAGAGAGAGAGGGGGAGAGGGAGAGAGAGAGAGAGAGAGAGAGGGUAUCUCAGACAAGCUCUACUGUAGAAAAUGCCAGCUUUUUCCUUGCAAGAAACAGUGCCGUAGCCUUUUACUUUUGAACACAGAGUAAACGUUAUUCCACGACGCUAAACAUGUUAUAAAACCAAUUAAAUGUAACAGAAAUAUAUGUUAUCUCUUCAUAAACGGGAUGAAUUAAAACAUAAAAUGAG
Mercenaria mercenaria is the source of this 3325-nucleotide messenger RNA. RefSeq names its product sodium- and chloride-dependent betaine transporter-like. The record is from RefSeq and is a predicted model, not a curated record. NCBI's taxonomy places the organism in Eukaryota, Metazoa, Mollusca, Bivalvia, Venerida, Veneridae. The coding region runs from base 201 to 2243 and encodes 680 amino acids. Gene Ontology annotation, cellular component: membrane. The transcript is spliced from 15 exons. Gene Ontology annotation, biological process: sodium ion transmembrane transport.